Gossypium arboreum is the source of this 2098-nucleotide messenger RNA. Its product is annotated as aluminum-activated malate transporter 2-like. The transcript is spliced from 7 exons. Gene Ontology annotation, cellular component: plant-type vacuole membrane. Gene Ontology annotation, biological process: malate transport. The coding region runs from base 356 to 1732 and encodes 458 amino acids. The record is from RefSeq and is a predicted model, not a curated record. Lineage: Eukaryota; Viridiplantae; Streptophyta; Magnoliopsida; Malvales; Malvaceae.
UAUCUUAUCAAAGUACACUGUACGUGUAAAUACCUAACAGCUUACCUCCUACCACCAGGAAAGUUGUAAAAUAGCACACGCGGACCUUUAAUAGAGUCGGCAGCUAGUAGGUUAGUGAUCACUGCCCAUAAUAUGAAUAUCUUUGUGUAAUUUAUCUAUUGAACAUUGGCCAGCUGUGUUACUACUAUGGUGCAAGCAAAUCAUCGUUGAAAGACCCUGAAAGUACCGAAUUGAGAGGAAAGGUUCCUGUCAGUGACGUCUCCAGCUGGGCAGCCAGUGAUUGAACUUUCCAGCUAUAAAUAUACGACUCCACCUAGAGUUUCAUUCAUCAAUAUUGCUCCCCUUUGGUUUGACAAUGGAAGCCAAUGUAGUAGUAGAAGGGGGGUCGUCAAACAGUUGGUUGGCGUUGGUUAAGGACUCGAUAGUGAAAAUAAGAAGCAAGGUGGCUGAAUUUCCAGGGAAAAUGAAGAAAGUAGCAGAAGAUGAUCCUAGAAGAAUUGUUCAUUCGUUUAAAGUAGGAUUAGCCAUCACCCUCGUGUCACUCUUCUACUAUUUUGAUCAUCUAUAUGUUGGCUUUGGCAGCUCAGCAAUGUGGGCUGUUUUAACUGUCAUUGUCGUCAUUGAGUUCUCUGUAGGAGCAACUCUUGGCAAAGGCUUAAACAGGGGAUUGGCAACAUUUUUAGCUGGAACACUGGGCUUUGGAGCUCACCACUUAGCUAACCUGCCUGGACGGGAACUUCAGCCUAUAUUACUGGGAAUCUUUGUGUUCAUUCUAGCUGCAACAGUGUCGUUUAUACGAUUCUUUCCACGAAUGAAGGUCAGAUAUGAUUACGGGCUCCUUAUAUUCAUGUUGACCUUUUGCUUGAUAUCUGUUUCUGGUUAUCGUGAUGAAGAGGUACUUGAAAUGGCUCAUAAAAGAGUAUCCACUAUUCUAAUUGGUGGAUUUACGGCUAUUUUUGUCUGCAUUUUCAUCUGCCCCGUUUGGGCUGGCGAAGAUCUUCAUAAUUUGGCUGCCAACAAUCUUGAAAAGCUUGCAAGCUUCUUAGAAGGUUUUGGGGAUGAAUACUUCCGAAAAUCAAGCGAACCAGAGUCAAAUAAAGCAUCGUUACAAGCAUAUAAAAGCAUACUCAAUUCAAAGCAAAGCGAAGAAUCUUUGGUUAAUUUUGCUAGAUGGGAACCCCCACAUGGGCCGUUCAGAUUUCGCCAUCCUUGGAAACAAUACCUGAAGAUUGGAAGUCUCACUCGACAAUGUGCUUACAGAAUUGAAGCCCUUAAUGGUUGCCUCAACUCUGAUGUACAGGCCUCACCAGAAACCUGUCGAAAUUUUCGAGAAGCAUUCAUCAAAGCAAGUUCAGAAACAGGGAAAGCUGUCAAGGGAUUAGCAUCAGCUAUGAGAAAAAUGACUCUACCAACAGGUGAUUGUCCUCAAACCGCAAAAUCGAAGAACGCCGCAGACAACCUUAAAUCGUUGCUCAGAACAGGGUUGUGUGAAGGCAUAGAUAUCGUAGAGAUUCUAGAAGUUGCGACAGUAGCUUCAUUGCUGCUUGAUAUUCUUGCUUGUACUGAAAAAAUUUCAGAGUCGAUUCAUGAAUUAGCCUCUCUAGCGCAUUUCAAGAGAUUGGAACCUGAUGAAAAAGAUGGGAAUCCAGAUUUAGAUAAGCAGAAACAAGUGUGGCAAAGUUCUAAUAGCAUUGCUUCAAACCAUCAUCAUCAUAUUAUUACAAUUGAGUAGCCAUUAACUUGAGAGCAAACAUGUGUGUGACUGAAUUGAGUAAAUUUUUAAAAGAAAAAUUUAUGGGCGGAGGGGAAAACUCGUUUGAGCUAAGUCUGGAGCAUCAUCCAACCAUUUUUUAAUGGAAUCCGAAUAUUUUUGGACUGAAAUUUCUACUUUUGAAUAGAAAAGUUCUUAUUAACUUCGCAACGCAUUUUGCAUCAAGUUAGUUCGAGUUUGGGAGCGUUUCAGUGAAGACCAUCACCAUGAAUACUGGAUUUUUGAGUUAAAAGAUUUUAGAAGUCUCUUUAACUACCAGGCAAACACUUUAGAUUUUGUAUUACUUAAAAGUUUAUUUAAGAGGUUAAAUAUUUAUUUAUUCAUUAA